Messenger RNA from Botrytis sinoallii, 1386 nucleotides. RefSeq lists its product as uncharacterized. Bases 1 to 1386 code for a protein of 461 amino acids. The transcript is spliced from 5 exons. Gene Ontology annotation, molecular function: polynucleotide 5'-hydroxyl-kinase activity. The record is from RefSeq and is a predicted model, not a curated record. Gene Ontology annotation, cellular component: nucleus; mRNA cleavage factor complex. Gene Ontology annotation, biological process: tRNA splicing, via endonucleolytic cleavage and ligation. Lineage: Eukaryota; Fungi; Ascomycota; Leotiomycetes; Helotiales; Sclerotiniaceae.
AUGUCGAUACCGGGGCUUGGUCAAGCUGUUCAUGCUGCUAGAACUGCAGCACCAGCAGCCGUUGCGCAUACGAAUAUUCAUGAGCUUCAAGCUAACUCGGAAUGGCGCUUCGAAGUCGCGAUCGGGGCGAGUAUUGAAGUCAAGGUCCUCUCCGGCACCGCAGAAAUCUUCGGCACAGAACUCGCAGUCAACCACACAUACACAUUCCACGGCACCAAAUCCUCCAUCUACACCUGGCACGGCUGUCGACUCGAAGUAAACGGAGCGUGCGAGGAAUACACCGCGGAGGAAACCCCCAUGAUCUCCUACAUCAACACGCAUUUCGCGCUGGAGAACUUGCGAUCCGACGCUAAGAAAGCAGGACAGGAUGGCCCGCGUGUGAUCAUCGUCGGACCUAAUAAUACAGGGAAGACCAGCUUGGCGAAACUGCUCACCGCGUAUGCGAUUCGUAUGGGGCGCCAACCAAUCGUCGUGAAUACGGAUUCGCGCGAGGGAAUGCUGAGUAUACCGGGGAGUUUGACGGCGGCGGCGUUCAAGAGUAUUGUGGAUGUGGAGGAGGGGUGGGGGAGUAGUUCAACUAGCGGGCCGAGUCCCGUGCCGGUGAAGCUGCCGUUGUGUUAUUACUAUGGACUUCCGAGUCCGGAAGAUAAUGUGAAGUUGUUUAAGCCGGUGGUCACGAGGCUGGCGUUGGCGGCGACGAGUAGGCUGCAGGAUGAUGCAGUGUGUAGGGAGACGGGCAUGAUUAUUGACACGCCGGGGGUGAUUAGUCAGGGGAAGGGAGGGUAUGAUUUGAUUUCACAUAUCGUGUCGGAGUUUGCAGUCAAUGUUAUUCUGGUCUUAGGCUCGGAACGUUUACACAGUGAAAUGUUGCGGCGAUUCUCAACCCAAAAGACUGAUAACGGAGAAGCCAUUACUCUCGUCAGAUUAGACAAGUCAGGAGGUUGUGUCGAUAGAGAUGAUACAUUCAUGCAACAAAUGCGGGAAGCAACUAUCAAGGAAUACUUUUUCGGAGACGCAAAAAGGACCUUGAGUCCGCACACACAACUUGUUAAUUUCGACGAGCUUUCGAUUUAUAAAGUCAAAGAAGCACACUCGAUGCAAAGUGCAUUUUUGCCCGGAGGAGAAGAAGAAGCCGAACCCACACAAUAUGAAAAGGUAGAGCCAACACCCUCGAUGUUGCAUUGCAUAUUCGCUGUCAUGCACGCAUCGACUCGCGAUUCUCAGGAUACUAUUCGAGAUGCGAGUGUCAUGGGCUUUGUAUAUGUAGCAGAAGCCGAUGAGAAGAAGAAGAGAAUGAAAAUUCUGGCACCGCUUAAUACGAGAGUCACGGAUAGACCAUUGAUUUGGGGUAGCUGGCCUGAAGCCCCAGUAAACUUGAUGGGAUAA